Messenger RNA from Candidula unifasciata, 606 nucleotides. The record is from the annotation of a GenBank genome assembly. Lineage: Eukaryota; Metazoa; Mollusca; Gastropoda; Stylommatophora; Geomitridae.
AUGCAGGCAGGGGAAACAUAUCUGAUUAAGCAAGAACCACCUUAUAUAACUGGCCCAGUGGAAACAGAGCAUGCUGGGAUCUAUGCCGGUGUUGAGGCCAGUCAUGGCAGUUCUACUGCCAGCAACUUAGCUGCUGAAGAGUCAUCUGACUACUGUGUCCAUUGUCAGGUGAAAUAUGCAGGGAGCUGCCCAAUACAUGGUCCACCCCUCCUUGGUGAUACAUUUCAGGUAGGGUUUGGUCCUGGCCACACGUCCAGCUCAGUUAGUCCAGAGCAGCACUACUUCAGUAGCAAUAGGGAGAUGAUGGAACUGGCCUCCCAGACACACAGUCCAGACCUCUACACCUGUGGCCAGUGCUACCUGCUCUUCCCCAACAAUGAACAGUUGGACUUGCACCUGACAGGAUGUCACAGGGACAUGAAACCAUCAUUACCUCUGCAAGCUCUGUCCCAAGACUACAGCCAUCAAGCCAGUAGGUUCUCCAACAAGAAAUCUGACAUCAACAUUACACACGAGUCCACUGUUAUGUCAGAAGGGACCCAGAAUGUGGGGUCUGUAGACCCCGCUGCUCACUUCAACCAGAUAAACAGUUCAGGGGCUAACAGU